Gastrolobium bilobum is the source of this 828-nucleotide messenger RNA. Its product is annotated as 1,4-dihydroxy-2-naphthoyl-CoA thioesterase 1-like. The record is from RefSeq and is a predicted model, not a curated record. Gene Ontology annotation, cellular component: peroxisome. Bases 204 to 689 code for a protein of 161 amino acids. The transcript is spliced from 3 exons. Gene Ontology annotation, biological process: phylloquinone biosynthetic process. Lineage: Eukaryota; Viridiplantae; Streptophyta; Magnoliopsida; Fabales; Fabaceae. Gene Ontology annotation, molecular function: 1,4-dihydroxy-2-naphthoyl-CoA thioesterase activity.
AAAACCUCACUCACCAACUCACCUUUCAUUUCAUUUGAAUGGUCUAAAAUACCCUCUGGAUCAACGACUUCCAAUGUUUCUUCAAUCCAUUUUAGAACACCUUCCCAUAUUACAAAGCCUCAAAAUUGGCUUGUUACCCUUACGAAAAAUAGCAACAAAAUCAGCGAAAGAAGAGAAAGUAUAGCCUUUGGUCCAAUUUGUUCAUGGAGGACCAGCCAUCAUCAUCGGCAACAUCAAAGACUGCUGCCUUGGAUGUUCCCCUUCAUUCAAUUGGGUUUGAGAUUGAAAACUUAUCACCAGAGAGAGUUUCUGGCCGUCUCCAUGUUACACAGAAGUGCUGCCAGCCAUUUAAGGUGCUUCACGGAGGGGUAUCAGCAAUGAUAGCAGAGUCUCUGGCAAGCAUGGGAGCUCAUAUGGCUUCUGGUUAUCAAAGAGUGGCUGGAAUUCAACUUAGCAUCAACCAUUUGAAACGAGCAGAGAUGGGUGACUUGGUCCAUGCGGAAGCUACCCCUUUAAAUAUCGGCAGAACCAUUCAGGUGUGGGAGGUGAGAAUCUGGAAGAUUGAUCCAUCAAACUCACAAAAUAGAUCACUGGUAUCAUCUUCUCGGGUAACUCUAUUAAGUAACAUGCCUGUCCCAGAUCAUGCAAAAGAUGCUGGUGAAAAGCUAAAGAAGUAUGCAAAACUGUAAAUAUUUAAAGUUUUAUUUAAUGUAAAUUCAAAUUCUGCUUGAAUGGAGUUACAAUAACCCAAUGAUUCAGAUAUAUACAGAUCAAGAUUCUAAGACUUCAAUAUGUACACCACGACAGACUUCGUAGCUAAAAUGGAAG